UACCAUCACUUACCAGCUGUGGCCAGUAACUGGCCAUGUGAGCAAGUAACCACAAAGUGAACAGGGGUGUGAAUUUAACAAGAAUCAGAUAGUCCAUGGUAGCUGUCUGUCCAUGUGCUGCUGCCCUGAGCAAAGUGAGGGAAUUUACCCCAAUUCCAGUGAGUAAUGAGGUGCCCCACAUUUCCUUACAUUUAUCAAGUUGCUUUUGGGCAGAUGCAGUAGAGUAUUUGAUGUUUUUGAAACCCACACCCUGUCCUACCUCGUGGUAACCUGUUUGUUUGGAUGUACCCUAGAGCAGACAAUGAUCAUGGGAAAAUAAUGUCAUUGUUAAAAAAUAUUAUUGUGGACUGUAGCUUUAUAUUUUCAUUGCCAGUGGAAAAAAAUAUUGUCUUUUCAGAGCAGUUACCAUCAUGGAAUAUUAUGGUUUUAUUAUGCCUGACAUUUGAACCUGGUUGAAUCUGAAUUUAAAUAAAUUUGAAAUUGUGCCCAUCAGAACUUUGGGCAUCCUACGUACAUUAGACAUUUACAGUUGAACUAUGAAACAUUUAUGCUAACAAACUAUUCAUUAUUUCUUACUACCAAGCACAUCAUUACCAUCUGCUCAUUUAAUGACUGUUUAUUUUGUGACAGAAUGAUUUGAAAUGAAGAUGMAGUGUCUCCUGUGCCUGUGUUUACCUUGUGCUGUAAUCCAUUGCUGCCCUGAAGACAUUUGCCGUGAGGUCAACAAUAUAAAACUGCAGGAUGGAACAGAAAAUUUAUUAACAUAUAGCUGUGACAAGCAAGGCCCUAACUACGCAGAUUUUGCAUUUAGAUUUUACAAGCAGGCUGCAUCAAAAGAAGYUGAUCAAAAUGUUUUCUUUUCUCCCAUGAGUAUCUCCACUGCCUUUGCYAUGCUGGCUGUUGGUGCAAAGUCAACCACUCUGUCUCAGGUUUUGGAAGGACUGGGCUUUGACAACCUGACUGAUACUCGUAUACGUGAUGUACAUGAAAGUUUUCACAGAGUUUUAUCAGUACUGAACUGUGCUGAUGUUAACAUCACAUUAAAUAUAGGGAAUGCUCUUUUUACAGAUACUGGGUAUCAACCACAGGAGUCAUUUUUACAAAAUACCAAACAAUUUUAUGAUGCAGAUUUUUUUUCUAGUAAUUUUCAUAAACCAGGAGAAGCUACAAUGCAAAUCAAUAAAUAUGUAGAGGAGAAAAYCAAGGGGAAAAUUCCUGAAUUAGUUGGUCAUCUUGACCCAAGUACCGUACUGGUUCUUGUUAACUAUAUUUAUUUUAAAGCUGCCUGGGAAAAGUCUUUCGAUCCUUCGGAUACGUAUGAGGAUGAUUUUCUUGUGACCCCAAAUGCGUCCGUUAGAGUCAACAUGAUGCAGCGUGAUGGUUCUGCUAAAUGGUACCACGAUCAGGAUCUCUCCUGUGAGAUGCUGGAGCUGCCUUACCAGGGCACUGCACGAGCACUGCUUAUUCUGCCUGAUGAUGGAAAGAUGAAGCAAGUGGAAGAUGCUCUCUCCAAGGAAACUGUUUGUAAAUGGGACAGCCAACUUGUGACCAGGAGAUUAAAUCUGCAGUUACCCAAGUUUUCUAUUAGUGGGUCUUAUGAUGUUAAAACCCUGUUGGAGGAAAUGGGCAUUACUGAAGUGUUCUCAGGCAAUGCUGAUCUGUCUGGAAUUAGCAGCAAUCGCAAUCUCCAGGUUUCACAAGCAAUUCACAAGGCCUUGCUGGAAGUUGAUGAGGCUGGAACUGAAGCUGCAGGAGCCACUGCUGUAAUUGUUACCAAAGUUUUCCAUCCUACUGUUGUCAUCAAAUUCAACAGGCCCUUCCUUGUUUUCAUCUCUAACAACCAAACCAUGCUUUUCAUGGGGAAAGUUGUUGAUCCUACUAAGGAGUAAUUGCUGGGUUAUUUGGCAUAUUCAUAUUGGGCAUGAUUUAUAAAGGUACCUCCUUUGCACUUGUGGGCUAGUUAGUGCUACUAACUAGUACCYGAUUGAGGGAUAUUCAGAAGUAAAUGGGAAAUUUUCUAAUCCAAAUAAUAAGCAAAAAGUUAUGAAAAAUUGCCAUCAACUGACACUUUUAAAAUGUGACAUUUUCUCCAGCUGAAUAAAUGUAUUGGCUUUACAUGGUGAGGUUUUGGUAGUGGGGGCCUG
Molecule: messenger RNA, 2144 nt
Organism: Malurus melanocephalus (red-backed fairy wren)
Lineage: Eukaryota; Metazoa; Chordata; Aves; Passeriformes; Maluridae
Product: serine protease inhibitor 2.1-like
Biological process (GO): negative regulation of endopeptidase activity
Molecular function (GO): serine-type endopeptidase inhibitor activity
Source: RefSeq, a predicted model, not a curated record